This is a messenger RNA of Dermacentor silvarum, 2863 nucleotides long. Its product is annotated as E3 ubiquitin-protein ligase RNF34-like. The record is from RefSeq and is a predicted model, not a curated record. NCBI's taxonomy places the organism in Eukaryota, Metazoa, Arthropoda, Arachnida, Ixodida, Ixodidae. Gene Ontology annotation, molecular function: ubiquitin protein ligase activity. The transcript has 5 exons. Bases 172 to 1221 code for a protein of 349 amino acids. Gene Ontology annotation, cellular component: cytoplasm; plasma membrane. Gene Ontology annotation, biological process: negative regulation of extrinsic apoptotic signaling pathway via death domain receptors; protein K48-linked ubiquitination; proteasome-mediated ubiquitin-dependent protein catabolic process.
UUCUUCAGUCAGCCGCAUCCAGUGCCCGAUAAUGGCGUUGUUGCGGACGCUGUCUGUGCAAUUCAUCAGCUGUUGCUUUGGAACGGAAGUGUAAAGAGACGUACUUCGUAACAGCAUGCACUGAAUAAAGAAACGUGACCUGUUGUGCCAACGUAUCUAAAGCGAAAGGCUAUGGGCGCGCCAGCCUUCGUGAAGGAAUUCCGCGAGUUCAUGAACCUGCACAGCGACGGAAGCCUGUUCGGCGGCAGUGCCCAGGCCCGGCUCGGCAGUUGUGAUAGCUGCCUGACCAAGUUCGGGCUGCUCAAGCGGCGCCACGCAUGCGACCAGUGCGGCACGGACUUCUGCGCGGCGUGCGUGCGUGGCCGGCGCUGUCCGCGCUGCCGGGCGCUGGCAGCCGGACGGCCCGCACUGCUCGCGCUGCGUCCUCGAGACCUGCGCGCGCUGCUGCACGCCCGGGGCCUAGCACCACCGCUGGGGGCUCGCGAGAAGGCCGAGCUCGUCGACCUGCUGCUGCUCGAGUCCACCGCCCGUCCGGAGGCUUCCACAGGAGCUAGGGUGGGACAACCAGAAUGGCCAGAGCAGCCAGGUUGGACUCGGCAACCGCCAUGGUCGGAGCGGCUAGAAAGGCCCCAGCGUCCAGAACGGCCAGAACAGCGAGAAUGUUCAGAGGUGCCAGAGCACGCAGAAAGGCAAGAAGAGCGAGCAGAGGUGCCGGUACAGCCUGACCCACCACCCACAGCUUAUGUUCCACCACCCCAAUGGGGUGGGCCAUUCCCUGGCAUGUCCUCUGAGGAGCCUGUUCCAGAACCCGCUGAGAACAGCAGCAGUGGCUCUGGAAAUGGUGCAGACAUACCUCCACCACCAUCGGCUCCACAGUGUGAAAUGGCUCUUGAACAUUAUGAAAGCGUGGACGAGCUGGGUCAGCUCACGGUGAUGCAGAUGAAGCUCAUGCUGACUCGCAACUUUGUCGACUACCGUGGCUGCUGCGAGAAAGCUGAGCUGCUUGAGAAGCUAAGCUGGCUGUGGCAACAGAAGCGCAAGCAUCAAGGGGAUGCAUUAUGUGAAGAGGAUGUGUGCAAAAUCUGCAUGGAGGGCUGCGUGGACUGUGUGAUCCUGGACUGUGGACACAUGUGCACCUGCACGGGCUGUGGCAAGCAGCUGAGCGAGUGUCCCAUCUGCCGCCAAUAUGUUGUGCGCGUGGUGCACGUGUUCCGCGCAUGACCCCUGAGGAGAGAGAAGCAACGCUGUUUGGCCAAUGCGGCCGACAAGAAGCUGUUCUUCUGCAGGGAAUGUCACGUACAGAAGUGCAAGGACUUGCGAGAACACUUGCAGCAGAGUGAUAAGCUCCGAAAUUGACUAACUGUGUGGUAGUACGCAGUUUUAAUCUUGAGUUGGCGUCGGAACAGCAUGUGCUCUUACUGCACAGAUCGCUGACCACCAGAGGUGCAGUUAUAGUUGUACCCAUAAUUAGUGACAGUUCUAACAGUUCUGUGUAGGCAAACAGCAAAUUGUACGAGUGCUUUAAAUUUGUUCUUUAGUGGCAACGAGAGUAGACACACCAUCACUGUUGAGGCAGGCAGAGGUGGCUGUUGUCUGGCCGUAUUUUUGUGCUGUAGCACCUGACGCUUCCAUCUAUUGUGCGACUUUCAAAGGUUGUUUACACAUCUUUCAUUGAUUACUAGUGUCAGUCGGCCAGCAGAAUAGCAGGUUGUGGUGGCAUUUCUGAACACUGCAAUAUUAAAUUUGUGCAGUGUUAUGCCCUCCGUGGCAACUUCCUUUGCAUGCUGCUGAUGCUAUACUGCUGUGUUCCUUGGUUUUAUUGUAAUUUCAUCUAAAAAGGAAAAAGAUUAGUUAUAUAAGCAUUUCUGCAGGAGACAUUGGAAAACGAGUUAAAUGGGCCAGAUUUUUGUUUACGGUAUUGCAGUUUCAUUUCAUAUUAUUAUUGUAGUGUUGCUACCUACCUGACGACACAGAACAAUCAACAAUUCUAGUGUAUUUAGUUGCAGGAGGUAACUGAAUCUUUGUUCAUCAAUUUUAUUACUAUUUACAAUGUGUCUGAGUCUUUACACAGAUGUGUAAGGGCAAUGAUUGCAAGAGCAUUUGUUUUCCUAGCUUUGUUGCUUCUUUAGUCUGCACAGUAAAAAUUUGGUGACAAGAUUGUAUUGUAACGAUUGUGAUCACGGUAAUUGAAGGUGCACAUUAACACCUGUGUUAUUGUACACCUGUAAAGUUGAGUACUCAUUCACUUUGUGUAAAUGUGUGCUACAAUUGUUUAAUAGAAAGAUGUCUUCAGGCAGUAGCUGUUGUUUUCUUUGCACUCUACAAAUCUUUAGUUCCUUUUUGAGAUUUUCCUAUCUGCUGUGGCUGCUCAUAAGAGUGAAGUUAAUGCUGCUAAAAUAUUGUGAAGUCGUGAUGACCAUUUUACUGUGUUUGUCACUCAGUAAUCAAUUUUAACUCAAGUUUGUCACAAGCGUAGUUUCAUUUGAAGGGUUAGUAAUACUGGAGGCAUGAAGUCAUCACAUAAACAGAACGUUGGUCAAGCUGAAGCAGUAUGGAUGCAUUCUCUAGGGCAUUAGGAAUGCUCUUGUACACUUUCUUACAAAAUUAAAAGUGCGUUAAGUCAGCAUUAUGCUGGCUCCCAUGUAACAGGGAGGGCUGAAAAUUAUUUUUGUCAUGAAAGUUCACCCAUUUAUUGGAGUUGCGCACUGGGGGAAUUGCAGUGCAACGUCAUUAAUUCCUGUCAAGAAUGUGGCAUAACUACGCCCUUGACGGUAGUAUGCACCUACUGGUACCUACAAAAUUUUUUUUCUUUUUGUGUGCUGCUACCAAUAAAGAAAUGCUGCAGUGAUUGUUACUUAAAAUA